Molecule: messenger RNA, 1081 nt
Organism: Lolium rigidum
Lineage: Eukaryota; Viridiplantae; Streptophyta; Magnoliopsida; Poales; Poaceae
Product: 2-oxoglutarate-dependent dioxygenase DAO-like
Exons: 3
Coding region: 1-900 (299 amino acids)
Biological process (GO): auxin catabolic process
Molecular function (GO): dioxygenase activity; indole-3-acetaldehyde oxidase activity
Source: RefSeq, a predicted model, not a curated record
AUGGUGGCGAUCCCGGUGAUCGACCUGCGGCUCGCCGGCGCCCGGCCCGAGGAGUCGGCGCGGCUGCGGGACGCGUGCGAGCGCCUGGGCUGCUUCCGCGUGUCCGGCCACGGCGUGCCCGCCGCGCUCCAGGCCGAGAUGAAGGCCGCCGUGCGCGCGCUCUUCGACCUCCCCGACGACGCCAAGCGCCGCAACACGGACUCCGUCGUCGGCAGCGGCUACGUCGCCCCCAGCCCCGCCAACCCGCUCUACGAGGCCUUCGGCCUCUGGGACGCCGCCGUCUCCGCCGACGUCGACGCCUUCUGCGCCCGCCUCGACGCGCCGCCCCACUCCAGGGAGGCCGUCAGGAGCUACGCCGAUGCGAUGCACGCGCUGAUCGUGGACGUCGCCGGCAAGGUGGCGUCGAGCCUCGGGCUGGUGGAGGGCCACCCGUUCCAGGACUGGCCGUGCCAGUUCCGCAUCAACAGGUACAACUACACGCAGGACACCGUGGGCUCCUCGGGCGUGCAGAUCCACACCGACUCCGGCUUCCUCACCGUGCUCCAGGAGGACGACUGCGUCGGCGGCCUCGAGGUGCUGGACCCCGCCGCCGGCGAGUUCGUCCCCGUCGACCCCCUCCCCGGCACGUUCCUCGUCAACAUCGGCGACGUCGGCACGGCGUGGAGCAACGGGAGGCUGCACACCGUGAAGCACCGGGUGCAGUGCGUGGCGCCGGUGCCGCGCAUCUCGAUCGCCAUGUUCCUGCUCGCGCCCAAGGACGACAGGGUGUGCGCGCCGGAGGCGUUCGUCGACGCGGAGCACCCACGCCGGUUCAAGCCUUUUAACUACGACGACUACAGGAAGCUCCGGCUGUCAACAGGGGAGCGCGCCGGCGAGGCGCUCGCUCGGAUGGCGGCGUGACAUAGCCACGUGACGGUGUCGAGCCUCAAGAAUACUGCUAAGCUGUUCAGUCACACUAAAAGAAUGUUGACUGCUAGAGCCAGUGAGCCUGUGAAAUUGCCAUAGAUUCCAAUCAACCAAAUCUAGUACUCCCCUAAACUUUUUGAGGAGUAUAAGAAAUGCAAAAGUUCUUGUUUUGGGA